AUGGAUGAGGGUUCCGACAAGGCCCCUCGACGGAAGAGGGUUUCCCGCGCCUGCGACCGCUGUCGCAGCAAAAAGGAUAAAUGCGACGGAAUCCGCCCAACCUGCUCAGCCUGCCAGGCAUCCGGCCAACCUUGCUCCUACGACCCACAUGCGAAGAAACGCGGCCUUCCAGAAGGCUAUGUCCGCGGCCUCGAGAAGCUCUGGGCGUUGUGUCUCUGUAACAUCGACGGAUUCGAGGAGAGCAUGCUCGCGAUGCUGGGGACGACUAGCGACUCACUCGCCCGACGGGACCGGCUGAUGUCGGUUUGGAGCGAGGAUGGGAGUUCCGAGAGCUUGCACGAAACCUGGAAGACCUCGCGACUAUAUGGGGAGUUGGAGAAGAUGCUUGCGGAGCCCAGCAGCAACAACAGCAGCAGCAAUGGGAAGCGGUCGUUCAAUCGUGAAGAUGAUGGCUGGGGGUAUCGCGUGUCGAGGGAUGAGAUGCCGCUGGGGAAUGCGCCGCGAAUUGUCGGCGCGGAUUCGUUGCAGUCGCACUCGCCCGGCGUUAAGCGCGCGCGAUUGGGGACUGCCACAGCAGGAACACAAGAACGGGCGACGCUCCAAUUACCCCCGCAAACGUCGCAACUGCUCGAUAUCUACUUUGCCGCCACGCACAGCUGGUUCCCCGUCGUUGCGAAACACAAUAUCCUACGCGCGUCGUACCUCUACGCCAAUGCCGCCGUCUCCGUUACGACGUCAUCGCCGGGUUCCGGGGAUCAUGCGGCUCUGUGGGCGAUUCUCGCCUAUACCAUCACCCAAUCGCAGUUACAGCCGCAGCGGGCGGGUGCUGCUGGAUCUGCCUCGCUGGCAAAAGAGUACUAUGCCGUCUCGCGGAGUUUGAUUCCGUCGGAGAAAGAACGCUAUGAAUUGGGCCAUAUCCAAGCAUUGCUGUUGCUAACAUUGGUCAAUAUGGGACUGGAAGAUUGGACGGCGGCGUGGCUAUUGAGUGGACAGGCGGUUCGCAUGGCUGUCUCGAUGGGACUGGGUGCAUACAGCGAUGCGCGACGGUCCGACGAGCUUCGACAGGGCAAAGCCGUGUAUCUCGGCUGUUUCGUCAUUGACUCAUUACUUUCGUUUCGUCUGCAGCGGUGUCCGGCCAUGUCGUCGAAUGAUCUUGCGACUGUCGGACUGUUGGAGGAGGAUGGGCUGGAGGAGUGGAAUUCCUGGGUCGAUGUCCUCCCUCCGACAGGCCACGGCGUCGCUGGGAAGAACCCGCCGCGAAGAGGGCCAUUGAUGGCGCUCAGCUGUUUCAACCGACUGGUAGAGCUCGCCAGUGUCCUCAACAAGAUCUCCCGCAAUCUCUCGAUGGGAUUUAAGCCUGCCACAUUCGCACAGCAGCUCGUCAUGGACCUGAAACAAUGGGAUGACGGCUUACCACUGGGCUGCCGACUCAUCGGACCAGAAAGCAUCUACCCCGAACGUCAUUCCGCUCUGCUCCCACACCAGAGCUACCUAGGCAUGACCUACGUAGCCACACUGUUAUGGCUCUACGUCCGCCUUAUCCCGAGCGAACAGGGCCUACAUCGAUCCCAGCGCCCUGCAACCGAAGGCGCAAAGAAACUGCUCUAUCGCGGACUAUCCAUGUUCUCGCAGCACCUAGAAAACUUUUCCAUGUGCGGACUGCCGCCAUUAUUCGAAUUGAGUUUGCGGACGAUCUCCGAACAGGCAUUUUCGCUGCGCCAAAAUGUCGAUGGGUUGGAGACGUUUCCGUUUGCGCGGUGGGCGGAGGAAUUCCGACAGAAGACGGUGACUCUUGCCCCGACUUGGCCAGUGUAUGCCUCACUCCUUGCGGCGAUGGAGCGGUCGCAGUCGAACGGCCAUUCCAAUACAUUCCACUCUGCGCCUGCUUUUGGGGGUGCUGUUCCUGCGAUGUCACUGACAAAACCGAAUGCUAUACAACGGGGUAUACCCGGUAUUCCAGACCAAACCUACGCCUCGUCCAUUAUGGGAAUUAGUAUUCCUGUCGACGGCCAAUCCCUCACGCCAAAAGACACAGUCAUGGAAAAUGCCGACCUCCCACUCGAAACAUUCCCUACCUCUCAUCCUAUUUCCGAAAAGCCACCACCAGCAAACUCUACGACUGGCACAAUGAGCUACCAACCACACCCCCCAGCACAACAACAACAACCACAAACCCCCGACUCCACAACCUCAAUGAUACCCCGCCCUCCAACCACCAACCCAAAUCCCACCUCCGUCCCCGACUUCACCGAACCAGAAAACCUAGACGCAAUCUUCAAAGACCUCGCCUACCUCGACACAACAGAAUGGUCACACAACCGCGAAGCAGGGCUCAAAGACUUUGGUUUUCUCGACGACAGCACCUUUCAAGCCUUCUGCCACGACCCCGAUCGACUAGUCGGCUCGCAGCCGCUCGUUCAUCCGCCUUCCAUCGCGGAUAUUUGGCCUCCGCCGGGAUUCUUUCCGGAGACGUUUCAGGAGGAAGGGGGGAGGUUGAUAUUGGGUGAUUACACUAAAUAA
Messenger RNA from Penicillium argentinense, 2520 nucleotides. Its product is annotated as putative C6 transcription factor. Gene Ontology annotation, molecular function: DNA-binding transcription factor activity, RNA polymerase II-specific; DNA binding; zinc ion binding. Lineage: Eukaryota; Fungi; Ascomycota; Eurotiomycetes; Eurotiales; Aspergillaceae. The transcript has 2 exons. The record is from RefSeq and is a predicted model, not a curated record. Gene Ontology annotation, biological process: DNA-templated transcription; positive regulation of transcription by RNA polymerase II. The coding region runs from base 1 to 2520 and encodes 839 amino acids.